AUGAGGAGUAGCAGUAAUAAAAUACAUAUGGCAUAAUUUGGUCAACAAGGAAAUUCCAAUAUGAAUUGGAAGUGUAACAAAUAAUAAAAGAGUCAACAAUACCAAAAAUAACAACAGCGGACUUGAGCUGUGAAAACUGUUGCUUAUGGUUUUUAUUCACUGUUUCUUUGUUUUGAACUUCCCCUUCCUUUAACAAUGGCGUUUUGACCCCUCCCUAUCUCUCUCUCUCUCUCUCUCAGUCUUCUGGGUUUUUCCUAUUCCUCUUUCUCUCUCUCUCCUUCAAGUUGCUGCAAUCCCUUGAAAACCCAAUAAACCCCCAAUUUUCCAUUUCUCAUAAAGUUCACAUUUUUCCUUCUUCUUCUUCUGCCAAUUCUCUGAUUCCCUCGUUUCAAUCUCCGUUUUGCUUUGCCUAUCAGAUAAAUUUCUUCUUGCUUUCCUUUCUAUCUCAUAACGAUAAGUUGAAUUAAUCUUUGCGUCUUAGUUCAUCAGUAGAGAGAGUAGGGUUUUUUCCGCUUAUUUUUAGGGAAUUUCAUUUUGUUGGAGGUGAGAAUCUCUAUUCGAGUCCCCAAGAUUCUCUUUAUAUCCCUAGUUUAGUUGUAUGGUUGGGUUUUGAUUGGAAUAUCAAGGGGUAGUUUUUAGCUAGGUUCACUGAUACUUGGAAGAUCUGAGUUCUUUGGGAUUCUGUUAAGUUUGUGGAGAUCUAAAAGACACGAAAUUUGUAGAAAUCUGGUUGAUAUCCCAGACUUUUAGAGGGAUUAGGGUAGAUUCUAUAGAAUUUGAGGCGGGUUUGAUUGGAAUUAUGACGGUGGAGGAAGUUAGUGAUGGUUCUGUGUGGAGUAGGGAGGAUGAUAUUGCCUUUGAGAGAGCUCUAGCCAAUAAUACCGAUGAAUCAGAGGAACGGUGGGAGAAGAUUGCUGCAGACGUUCCAGGCAAAAGUGUUGAACAGAUUAAAGAACAUUACGAGCUUUUAGUUGAAGAUGUUACUAGGAUUGAAUCAGGAUGUGUGCCUCUUCCUGCCUAUGGGUCUCCUGAAGGAUCGAAUGGCCAUGCUGGUGAUGAAGGAGCAAGUAGUAAGAAAGGAGGUAACAGUCAUGCGGGAGAGUCUAACCAAGCAGGUAAAUCAAAGUCCGAUCAAGAACGACGAAAGGGUAUCGCGUGGACAGAAGAUGAGCACAGGUUAUUUCUUCUUGGUUUGGAUAAGUACGGGAAAGGUGAUUGGCGUAGCAUUUCUCGCAACUUUGUAGUAACAAGAACACCGACCCAAGUUGCGAGCCAUGCUCAAAAGUAUUUCAUUCGUCUAAAUUCAAUGAACAAAGACAGAAGGCGAUCAAGCAUUCACGACAUCACUAGUGUUGGCAACGCAGAUGUCUCAACGCCACAAGGACCAAUCACUGGUCAGAACAACAGCAAUAACAACAACAACAACAACAACAACAACAGUUCUCCUGCUGUUGCUGGAGGAGGAAACAAAUCAGCCAAGCAAGCCGUCUCUCAAGCACCACCUGGACCUCCUAUGUAUGGAACACCCGCCAUAGGUCAGCCAGCAGUUGGAACACCAGUGAACCUCCCAGCUCCACCUCACAUGGCUUAUGGAGUUCAUGCGGCUCCAGUCCCUGGCUCAGUGGUUCCUGGUGCAGCAAUGAACAUUGGUCAAAUGCCGUACACCAUGCCGCGUACACCAACGGCUCAUAGGUAACUCGAAAGCACCUUUGCUGUCAUAGUGCACUUUGUUUUUAGGUGUAAGAAAGAAGAUGUGUAAAGGAUUUAGUGAAUAUUCAAGCUUGUUCCUUGAGUGAGUUUUUUUUAUUACUUAGUUUGUGGGGAUUUUGUAUGAGGUCCGAAUAAGAUAUGAAGAUGACAUGAUUAGUUUCCAGACUCGAGAAGCAAAAAUACUCCUGUUUGUAUGUGAACACAAUAAAGCCUCUGUUAUGAGACUUACAACAAAGCAACAUUGUAUAUCUUGUUCUCACAUUCAACAAUCUCUUUGAAUUAUCAACUGCAACGUGCAAUUCCUUAUUUUGA
Messenger RNA from Arabidopsis thaliana (thale cress), 2022 nucleotides. RefSeq names its product Duplicated homeodomain-like superfamily protein. Lineage: Eukaryota; Viridiplantae; Streptophyta; Magnoliopsida; Brassicales; Brassicaceae. Gene Ontology annotation, molecular function: DNA binding. The transcript is spliced from 2 exons. Gene Ontology annotation, cellular component: nucleus. Gene Ontology annotation, biological process: regulation of gene expression. The coding region runs from base 800 to 1696 and encodes 298 amino acids. The record is from RefSeq and is marked reviewed.